Formica exsecta is the source of this 6540-nucleotide messenger RNA. It is a transcript of the gene dpr14, whose product is annotated as peroxidasin. Gene Ontology annotation, cellular component: neuron projection membrane. NCBI's taxonomy places the organism in Eukaryota, Metazoa, Arthropoda, Insecta, Hymenoptera, Formicidae. The transcript is spliced from 9 exons. Bases 1095 to 2027 code for a protein of 310 amino acids. The record is from RefSeq and is a predicted model, not a curated record. Gene Ontology annotation, biological process: synapse organization.
AAAACCGCGUGUACAUCCGCACAAAUACAUACUCCCGUGCAUCGUCUGUGUCGGGAGCGUUCGUGUUUUUGCGGAGUCGUGAAAGGCUCGAGUCUCUCGCGCGUGGAGAACGAGUGGAAAACUCAUCGGUAUGGGUUGGUGUCGGUGCCGCAAAGCGGGGGACAGUUCGCUUUAGGGGUUGCAAGGGGGUAGAUGCGUCGGCGUGUUGCGCCGUAGCUUUUGCCGCGGCGCCUGGCAGUCCAUUGGCGAAGCCCUAACGAGCAGCGGGCGAGAGCGGAGCAUUCCCACGGAAAGAUUCAUAAGAACUCGAGCGAGCGAAAGUGGACGUGUGUUUUUUUUUCUCGCGCGUCGAUCCAAUUUUUUUCGACACACGCCGCUCCAGUUCCGCGGCGACGAUCUGUCAUCCCUGCCGGUGUGUCACGAUAUAUUUUACGUCGCGUCGUAGUAAAUAAGCGUCUCGCGGAACCAAAUACGUAAACACGAGGGAUUCUUCUUCGUGCGAACUCUUGAGACGGCGCUGUGAAGUGAUUCGCGCGAUUCGUAUGUCGUUCGGAGACGGACGGAAAAUUUGAAAAACGGUGUUUUUCGACCCGGAAUCCUCGAUGAACGAGCAUCGUGAAAUUUUAGUGCUUCGGACCUCGAAUCUGUCAACGACAUGUGAUCGUACACGAGAGAAAGGAAGAUAAAUCGCGCGUGAUUUGCACGCCCGAUUUCGAACUAAUCGCUUUUCACAUCGGUCGCCGUGGUUCGUGGAGUGAUCGUAAAAAUUGGAAUAAGUUUUAUUAAAUUGCUAAUAGACCGGAUGCUGCUCUCUUCCUUCUUUUCUUCGUUCAGUACGUAAACCGGAAAGUGUCAAUAAAGGAGGAAGUUGUGAUUUUUGACAGAGCCAAUUUCACAGUGAAGUUGCAUGAAGACGAACGAACGUGCGAGUAAUACGUCAAAAGAGGGAGAAAGAAAUAAAGCAGAGGGGGAGGAAGUAAAAAGUGGAAAAUUGGAGGCCACAGCGCGAAGAAAUUCCUAGUUCCGUUGUACGGAAAAGAUAGUACCAGUGCUUAACAACUUUGAGAAUAGAGAUGAGUUGAGGAUUGACUACGAUGUUGAGUUGUCUUUCGGCCGUGGUGGCCUCCAUUUUGGUUCACCAGAUACGUUUCCUGUGCACCGCCAAUACUUUGGGUGCGAAGCCAUUUCCAGGAUUUGAAAACUUACCACGCUCGAUUUGGCAUGAACUUAGUUCACCUUUCACAGAGGUGUAUGAGGUGGAGAGUUUCGUGACUGAAACAGGCGGUACUCCUGAACCGAGGCCGUUUUUCGAGGAUCCCGAAAGCAACAUUACCGUACAGCUUGGUACUGAAGUUUACAUGCACUGCAGGGUACAAAAUUUACAAAAUACUCUUAAGGUAUCCUGGGUGCGUAGACGGGGAGAGGAGCUCCAUUUACUCACCAUCGGUCUGGACACAUACGCGAGCGACUCCAGAUUCUCCCUGGCCUUUGAGAAGCCUAAUGACUGGCGAUUGCUCUUGCGCUCUGCUACAGAACGCGAUGCCGGCCUUUACGAGUGUCAAGUCAGCGCCCAUCCACCAUUAAUCAGAACUGUCCAUCUAGCGGUGUCAGUGCCGAAGGUGGAAAUUGUCGACGAGCAUGGUGCCACGGCUGCCGAUAAGUUUUACAAAGCAGGUAGCACAAUAGAGCUGAAGUGUGUAGUCAGCAAUAUACCGCAACCCACCGGCUAUGUCACGUGGCGGCACGGACUUCGUACGUUGAAUUACGACACGACUCGUGGUGGCAUCAGCGUCAAGACGGACAUGGGUGCAGCCGGUGCGGUAUCUAGGCUCUACAUUGCAAAUGCGAAUAAAAAAGAUAGCGGGAACUACAGCUGCGCCCUGGCGAAUGUAGCAGCAGUCACUAUGGUGUCCGUCCACGUGUUAAAUGGGGAGAAUCCAGCUGCCAUGCAACACGGCGGUACCUCGGCCCCGAGAGCGACCUUUAUCUUCACCGUUGUGAUAUCACUAUCGUCGCUCUUAAGGUGACCGUGAUGACCCCGGUGCAUUUUGGACCUGCGAUUCGAAUGGUGCUAACUUUCUCCCUCCCCAUGGAGACUCGCGCGCUCGGAAUGUCCUCUCGAAACGGACGGGAACUUUGGGCAUUAGGCCCUCUCCGCCACUUUCGCAGGAAACCACAUGCAAUUGGUGCGAAGUACGUAUAGAGAAUCGAGUUUUAGUCUCACGCGGGACGUCACGGUUAUAUACAUGUAUAUGCGUGACAAAGACGACGGUAUCAACCGAAUCCGUUUCGAGAUCUCGCGGACUUAACUCUCGAACGAGUAGCUUCGCUAGAGGCACCAUCGCAUCUCGCAGUUUCGACGAGACGACGCGUAUCAGUUUCAACAGACAUUUCCGAGUGUAUCUCUCGAGAAACUUGACUAAUCGUUUCCGGCGCCGAUCGAUGCGGGAUUUGCGCAGGACGAGUGGUGUUCGCGCUCUCUGCGAAUUUCGGGAGGAGAAACUUUUCAUCCCUCCCUUCCUCGUGUCUCGAGCUCCUGGUACUGGCAUGUUGACGCGUUGUUAUUGCGCGCGUUAUUUGCGCCCCCCACAAUGUUCAAAUACGGAUCCGUUAAUUAAGAGAUUCCGUUCAUGUGAUAUAUAACGCGCGACUAUGACAUAUGUUCGUGUAACGUUGCUAGAGAACUGGUGGCCGCGUGGUGUGAUUCGAUCAGUUGAUAUCGACGAUAUUUUUCUUUUAUUUUUGUUUCACCUGUGUCACCAAACGUUUCGGUAUACCGACGUAGAUAAGUCCUAUUUGUUCCUCAGAUAAUUAAAUGCAAUUAAAAGUUUACGAAUAUACAUAUUUGUAUGCGUAUCAUUCUCUUAUAAGUUUUAAUGCAUAAUUUUUCGGAGGGUAUAACAACGAAAAAUUUUUUAUUAAUCGAAGAAGACGAGUCUUGCGAGGGUACAGCAAACACGUUUUGUAAUGUUGCAAAAAUUGGUAUGAGUAUAUAUAUACUUUUGUAUAUAUAUACACCUUUGUAUAUAUAUAUUUAUAUAUAUAUAUAUAUAUAAGUAUAUGUAUAUGUUUGUUGAAGUUAUAUUUUAUGUCUGUACACUGUUAUGUAUUUUUAGUAUGAGAAUCUUAAUAUUAAAGGAGGUAUUUCGAAACGUUAAACAUGAAUUUGUCAAACGACACCGUCCAAAAAAUUUGGCAUACCGAUUGUUACGAAGAACAAGCAGCUUUUUCAAUAUCCGUGAAACGGAAAAAUCUGCCACUGUUUAUUACUAAAAACUUUGUUUCAUUUCGAUCGGUCUACAAUACAAUUAUACAAUUACACCCCGUUGUAUACAGAAUAAUAAAAAUGUUCCCAUUUGUCUGAUAUUCAUCAAUUUUUGAUAAUUACAGACUAUAUAAAAUCCGCAGAUCUACAUAUCAUCCUCUACAUUUCUAGUUUGCGUUACAAGCGCGACUCUUUGAAACAAAUCGAAAUUUAUGUGCUGUUAACAAACGAUUGGCAUCUACGUAGCAAUUUUGCAAAUGAAGCGAUCGAUGAUAAUCAUUGUUAAUAAAAAAUUGCUAAAGUAAUUGUUAAACAACAAUUCUUUCCAUACAAGUUGUCAUUGUUACUCAAUUUCAUCUGGUAGACGCAAUAUUUUCGAGGCUCGUAAUAGGUCGAAAUCAUUCAAGCAUAAAACAAUAGUUGCGUAUCAUCAAUGUUCAGUGUUAAUAUUCAUGCUCAUAGUUCCGCGGCGUUACCAAUAUACGAUGAACAUGGACGAUGAAGAUCUACUUAUUCGUUCGUUCGUUCGUUUGUUCGCUUAAAAUAUGCCUGACCUUAACGAAUAGUAAAUGAAAUCCGCAUUGAUUGCAUUAAAAGAUCUAGUAGCCGCUUUUUAUACAUAUAUAAAAUUAUUGAAAUAUUGUAAAUACUGAAUUAAUGGAUUUUUAAAACCAAUUUUUCGUUAUAUAUAUAAUUAUAUAUCAUUUUAUUUGAUUAUAAUGAUAAUAUAAUAAUGAUAUAACUUCUCAGUUAUUUCAAAAAUAAAAAUAUUGGAAAAUUAAAUUAUUUUGAUAUAUGUAUUAACAAAGAAACUGUGCGGCUUUAUGAGAAUGAGUACCAACUUUUUACUGAGAGAAAAUUAUUGCGCGAGCGGUUUUCAAUUCGUCACUCUUUUAUAAAAAAAAAAUUAUGUUUAAGAAAAAAAUGUUUUAAAGUUAUUAAAUCGAUUUGAAUAAAACAUUACAGAAUUACUCGAUGAAAAAAGACAUCAUUGAAGAAAUUUAUGAAAAUGCUGCGACAUCUAAAUAAAUCCUGAAAAUAUCGAAUUAAAUCCGUACGCAAAAAUAAUGUACGCGAGUAGCAUUUGCAUUUUAGAAAUUUUAUAGCGCGCACAAUGUAGUAGUGGGUGUACGAUUGCAUUAGGGGAUGUACUCGGGCAGAACUGCAACGCGCGGGCGGGAUCGGAAUACGUGUGGCACACCGUAAAAGCGCGACAGUCGGACGAGGAUCGAUCGACCAACAAAUUGCCGAUCGUACCGAUGGAAAAUGAACCGUUAAGCAGCCCUAUCUGACAAUGACGUACGGUUAGUUUGGCGUAAAUCAGUAGCUUCUAUUCGCGCGGCGACCGGCUCCCAUCCCUCCCUCUCCGCGUUCGCCGGCUGUGUAAUGUGAUAAUUUAACAGAGGCAUUAUUGCACGAGCAGGUGCAAAAUAUUUCAACGAGACGCGUGCGGCCGUGCGCGAUCCGUUACGCAAAAACCACAUCCGCGCAUAUAACCGAUGCCCGCGAUAAAUUAAAUUAUUAUUCCGAGCGCAAAAAAGAGAAAGAGAGAGAGAGAGAGAGAGAGAGGGUCGGGGCGACGAGAGUAUCGGGAAUGCAUUGAAUCGCAACGACGUCCGGAUGUUUCGCGGACAAACUUUCGCAUUCAGGCUUUUCUUCCUCCCUUCCCGCGGCUACUCCCACGUUCCUUCGGGGUUUAUCGUCGGCUUCUUCUGUCACCGUUCUGCUAUUUUCUUAAAGAGAAGUUUCGAGACGUCGUUUACUCUCCGUUCUCUCUCUUGUUUCGUUGCAAGGCGUAAGAUUCGGAUGGCUUUAAUCCGCGAGAGGCCAAUUUGUGAAUUAAUGUCAAGCGCGCAAACUUCAACGGACAGUUUUAUAACUACGUCGUGUCGCGUAAGGUAAGCGUAAAUUUUGCAGAAUAUUCUCGCUCGUCCCGACAAGGCAAUAGGACCGAAUGUCAUCAGUUUCGAUUGUUUGCUUGUUCCGACGUUCGCUCACGCGGAAUUCAUUUUCGAGAAAGAUAGGAAAAGUUUUUCCAGCUGUAUGCGGUGAAUAUUACUUAUAUAUUCUUGGAAAUUACUUGGAGAAAGGAUUCUUUGUCAAAGAAUAAUUUUUAAUCAUCUUUUUCAGUUAUUCUUUUGGUUUUUCAGUUAAAAAAAAAACAAAGCAAAUUAUAAAUGCAACAGUAAGCGUAAAAAUAAUUACAUCGCGUUAAUUUCUAUCGGCCCAAGCGAGUCUCGAAGAUAUUAUGUAUAUCAUCGAAGAAAUAGUAAAAUAAGACUCGAUAAUAGAUUCAUUACGAGAUGAUCUCUUUACCGUAGUAAGACUCGUAAAACUUCUAUUAUUAGAAGUUCUGUUUCAAUACAUUACUAAUUAAUAUUUAAAAAAUAUAUAAAUAUACAUAUAAAAAUACGAUUUGUCUACACUCGAAUAUUAUGUAAUUUUUAUUUGUGAGCGAUACAAUUGUUAGAUUUUGAUAUGGUAAAUUUAUAUAUAUAUAUAUACGCUUAUCUCUGUACGCCAAUUUUUUUAAUAAUUUUUGCUUUAAAAUAGUUUUACAUUUGGCUCGCUAAUCUUGAGGAGAUUAACUAAUCUAAUUAACUAAUUAAAAACAGCCCUCCGGAGAAUAAAAGCGUCCUUUCGUUUUUAAUUUCUUUUUUUCCCUUCAUUUUGCCCAGGCAAUACGCCUCUAUUGUCCACCGUGCGACGUGACGAUUACCGCUCGCGCAAGUUGGAUAAUAUCACGUGAGUAUGUAUACGUUUGUGCGUGAGAGUGCGCGCGCGAGAUUACAAGCAAAAUAAUCUACGUGUGUUCGAUAAUAUAACUCGAAAUUAGAAGGUUAAGCCGCGAGGGCAGCGUGUUAUUUCUGAAGAACCGCAGGUGGAAGGACGAGCGGCAGAAUGUGUGUGGUGGACGUAUGCGCAUGUAUGUGUGCGAGUGUAUAUGUGUGUUUGUGUGUAUAUGCACGCUCUCCAAUAUAUUCUAUCAUCAUUAAUCAUAUUUCAUCCCCAUGCAUCCACAUACUAAUGUAUACACGAUAAUGGUUAAAACAAGUCUGUAAGCAAGUCUGUAAGUUAUUGGUACUAUUAUAUCAUUAUUAAUGCAAUUAAAGUGAGAACACAAACUUAUAUGAUGCCUGGUCGUCGUCCAUCAUUAAAGGCGGAAAAAGAAAGAGAGAGAGAAAGAGUCAAAUAGGAAGCUCAUUUAAUAUGUCGGUAUUCAUUGUUCAUUAUUUAUAAAGGUUCGAAUGCAAGAUACAAUAAAAUAUAUAGUA